AUGGUUCCUGUGAUAAAAUGGAUCUGGUUACANCUGGAGCUCAUCUCUGGGAAAGACCAACCACAGGCAGCGGGUGUCUUUCGUCUCCUAGACAAAGGAGAUGUCUGGGUGCUGGAAAAGACUGCUAGAAAACCACUGGUUGUCAAUCCAGAAUUUGCUGAAUCACAGCUGGUGAACAGGAAUAAGAUAAAUCAGAUCUACUGCUUCACUUUGGAACCUCGCGGGGUUGAACAUUUCUUAGAGACAAACGACAUCCUCCAAACUGACCCGGUCAUAGUGUUCACCAAUAAGUCCAUCUGCUCUUUGCAAACACCCACAGGAUUCAAGGCUCUGAUUGGCUGGACCUACAGUGAGGUCACCUACAAACCUGAGGAAGGUGUUGAUGUCUUUGAAAUAAGAGAUGCAACAGAUGAUGAGAUCGAUCAGAUUUUGAGGGAACAGUUCAAUGUAAAGCUGCAAAACAAACUGGAGCCAAUAAACAACAAAAUACGCUACACAGUCUAGAAAUUCUGUUUUG
This is a messenger RNA of Stegastes partitus (bicolor damselfish), 517 nucleotides long. Its product is annotated as arylamine N-acetyltransferase, pineal gland isozyme NAT-10-like. Gene Ontology annotation, molecular function: arylamine N-acetyltransferase activity. The transcript has a single exon. Bases 1 to 504 code for a protein of 167 amino acids. The record is from RefSeq and is a predicted model, not a curated record. NCBI's taxonomy places the organism in Eukaryota, Metazoa, Chordata, Actinopteri, Pomacentridae.